This is a messenger RNA of Daktulosphaira vitifoliae (grape phylloxera), 4396 nucleotides long. RefSeq names its product cytosolic carboxypeptidase 4-like. Gene Ontology annotation, molecular function: zinc ion binding; metallocarboxypeptidase activity. The coding region runs from base 375 to 3524 and encodes 1049 amino acids. Lineage: Eukaryota; Metazoa; Arthropoda; Insecta; Hemiptera; Phylloxeridae. The transcript is spliced from 23 exons. Gene Ontology annotation, biological process: proteolysis; protein side chain deglutamylation; C-terminal protein deglutamylation. The record is from RefSeq and is a predicted model, not a curated record.
CGACGUCAUCAUUGACCGUUGUAGGGGUUAACGGUGUUUCCAACCGCCACGCGAGUGCACUCCUUAGCUAAUGUUUUGGCAGUAGGGCCGUAUCAGUCAUGCCGUUUGCCAAGCCAACGUCUUUUUAGUGCUGCCGGUGUCAUUCACGCUGUUCUCGCUCGACUAUCGUUCAUUAACAAAGCAAAUAAUAUUAGUUAAACUCAUGUGUCUCAUAACUUAAUUUUUUCUUGGCGAUUUGCAAUUAACAGUUUUUAAAUUGCCAAGAUUUCUUAUUUUACAAUUAAAAUAACUAUACAAAUCGAUAUAACAUUAAAUUUAUUGACGUUUAUUUUUCAUUUUUUACGCACUUAAAGAAAACAAAAUUAAAAAACAAUAUGGUAGUCUCGGGAGAUGAUCACGCAAUGGACGUACUACUAGAUAGACUAGCACCACUAACCGCCAAAACAACUGAGAAUCUAGAAAAAAUCAGAAAAAUUGCAUGUAAACUAAAUGGACGUGUCAACAACACUGAUAAAAUUGUCAAAGACAAAUCGUUAAAUAUACUUAGAAAAACUAAAUCUGAAAAAUUAACAGACAUUAUCAAAUUAUAUGAAAAAUCAAAAGAUAAAUCAACAUGUACAUAUUUAGCUGGUGUUAUUCGUGCGUGCGUUGCUCCAAAAUCUGGAAAUAUAAGAAUGGCCGUUUUGAAACAUUUGGUAAAAUUAAAUGCUUCAAAAAUAUUCAUGAAAUCAAUAGUAGAACUACAAUCUAAAUCUGUAGGUACGAGUGAUACUCUCGUAAACGAACUGUUUUUUAUUUUAGGCGAACUGUCACAAAAAGAUAAUAAUUUUUCGAAACAUGCUGAAGUAUUAAGUGUAGCCAAACUGUUUCAUCAACAUUUAAGAAAUAAUGUUAAGAACAUAAAAUUAUCGACCUCAUUAAUGUUAUGUUUUAAAACAAUCACAAAAAAUGAAAAUAUUGUUGGUAUUCUCUUGAAAGAUAAUUUUUGUUUAACGAUGGAAAAACUUCUCCGAGAAAAUAAAAAACAUCUAAAGAAAAACAAACAAUGGAUAUUCAUUGUAAUUUUAGCUAAUUUAAGUAAAAAAGUUACCGAAGAGACCUGCGACCGUCUAGUCCGUGGAGGUCUAAUGCAAUAUGUAUUAGACAUUUUUGAUACAAAAAACUACUCUUCAAAUAAAACGAAAAGGAAAAUAUUUGCUUCUGCUCUUGACUUCCUUGUACAUAUAUCAGCCACUCAUAACGGACGUAUUGGGUUGAAAAAGUCAAAUCGACUAAGCGUUUUGUAUACGUUUGGCAGUACUUGUCCAAUUAAUCAAAUUUACAAUUCCACUAUUUCAAAGUUAUGCACCAUCAUUAAUGUCUGCACAGACAAAAUUAUUUUACCACUUUCUUCUACACAAUCUUCAUUUUUCUUCAAUUUAGGAGACACAACGAUUGGUGAUACUGGAAUUGAAAAGUAUGAAGGAACCGAUAGUGAUGAAAGUGAUGACGAAAGCGAUAUUAAUAUGGUUCAUAAUUCACUUGGGCCUAUUGAUAAUUUGGUACUUCAAAAAUCAGAAUCAGUAAAAUUUGAAAUAUCGUUAAGCUAUUGGAAAAAUCUUGACGAGCUUAAACCAAUCUAUAGCAGAUUAUUUGAAGAAUUCGAUGUAGAAAUUACAAAUCCUAUUUUACCCUAUGAGAUCCGAUCUGCUCAAAGUGCAAACUCGACAAAGUCCAUGAUUAAAUCAUUCGUAAAAUUAAAAUCGAGUAAAUACAAUGGCAUUCAAAGUAAUUCAAAUUUCCCGGAAGAUAUGAAAUUAGAGAAAGGAGAAAUAAAAUUAUUAAAUAAUUUACGAACAUCUCAAACCCACAAAACUGCAUACUCAGCAAUUGCAAAACGUGUGAAUACAGUUAUACCACUUGUGAAAUUCGCUUAUCCUGAUUGGGUUGGAGUUGAUAUUGAUAGUCCUUUAGAGCCUUUCUACAACAAUGAAGAGCAAAUUUCUCGAAUCAAACUAAUUAAUUGUUUAGAACAAAAUAUCAAUAAAAAAAAAGAUACCGACAAUUUAAUUGUUUACGAUUUGGAUUUUUUAAUAAGAGUUUGUGCAGAACUAAAACGUAUUUCACCAUUAUCAAAUGAUGAUGAACAAAAUUUAAAUGUAAAAACAAAUUUUGAUCACUUGCAUUUUGAAUCACGCUUUGAGAGUGGAAACUUAAGAAAAGUUAUGAAAAUUGGACCAGUUGAAUAUGACUUAAUUUUAAACUCCGACGUUAAUUCUAGCUCACACAAUCAAUGGUUUUAUUUCCAAGUUUCUAAUAUGGUGGCAAAUAAACAAUACGCGUUCAAUAUAAUAAAUAUGGAAAAAAUGAGUUCACAAUUCAAACAUGGUUUGCAACCUAUAAUGUUUUCAGUAAAAAGUUACGUUGAGCGUAAGGAAGGUUGGAAACAUACAGGCACGGAUAUAUGUUACUAUGUAAAUCAAUAUAAGAAUGAAAAUAAAGAACAAAGUUCCUACAUGACUGCAUCAUUUACUAUUCAAUUUCCAUACGAUUUAGAUAUUUGUUAUAUAGCCUAUAUUUAUCCAUACACAUAUUCUACUUUAUUGUACAAAUGUUUCAAGUGGAAAAAUUCUGUAGACUCUAAAACAACCUUAUUUCGCGCAAACGCUUUGUGUCGGUCAUUAAACAAUAACGAUGUGCCAAUUCUUACUAUUACUUCAAAAGAAAAUAAUGAACAACCAAUAAAAAAUCGAGAAAUCGUCUACUUAACUUCACGUGUUCACCCAGGAGAGACUAAUUCGUCAUGGGUAAUUGACGGUGCAAUUGAAUUUUUGUGUAGUGACUUUACUACAGCAAAAAAAUUACGAAAUAAAUAUGUAUUUAAAAUUAUACCCAUGUUAAAUGUCGAAGGUGUAAUUAACGGUUGCCAUCGUUGCGGUUUGACCAACGAAGAUUUAAACAGAAAAUGGAACGCCCCCGACCUAAAAUUGCACCCAGAAAUUUUCCACGCAAGAGGAAUACUUGAAUAUAUGGCAAAUAUAUUGAAAACUACUCCAUAUGUGUUUUGUGAUUUUCAUGGUCAUUCCAAUCGAAAAAAUUGUUUCUUUUACGGGUGUUCGUCAAAAAAGAGUUGGUCAAGAAUGGACUUGGCAAAGAAUGAAAACGAAACAGAUUUCAUGAUACUGCCAAUUUUGAUGCAAAAUUGCGGACCAGCAUUUUCACUAUCACAAUGUAAAUACAAAGUAGAAAGGAAUCGUGAAACCACUGCCAGAAUUACUGUGUGGCGAUCCUAUGGAGUAAAACGAAGUUACACUCUAGAAACCAGUUACUGUGGUUGCAGUGAGGGCUUGUACAAGGGAUAUCAUUUUGGAAUAAUGCAACUAAAAGAAAUAGGAUCAACAUUUUGUAUGGCUCUUUCUUCGCUUGAAGAAGAAACAAAAAAAAGAGAAGCUUUACCGUCUGUUUGUCGAUUAGCAUCAAUUACAAAGAGCUGCAGUUCAAAAUCCAUGGACUUUCUCGAUGAGGAAAUCUCAGACUCUGAUUAAAUACUAGCUUAUAUUAACUGCCGUCUAAUUUUAAAGAUUAACUCUGUAUAUUACAUGUUUUUAUUCAUAAGUAUAAAAUCGUAAAAUGUAUUAAAAUAAAUUUAAUUUAUAUGAUUAUGUCCCCUUAUUUAAUGUAACAUAUAAUCAAUUUUACUUUUUUGUUAUUACGUCUGCAUUACUUUAAAAAUACGGCGUUAUAAUUCAAAUCGUUCUAACUUCAAAUUACAGUAUAUAUUUAUAGCAACAAAAAAUAAAAUGUGUUUACUUAGUUUUAAUCGUCAAGUUAAACAUUUUUUUUUACAAAUAUAUGUGAUAAAUUUUAUUUUUUAGAGCCCGGUAACAAAAUAAUAAUUAUUCAUUUUGUUAAGAAAAAAUUUUAUAAUUUAUAUAUGUGUACUUUGAACUAUUUAAUAAAUUUUACUAAGCUUGUUCAUGAUUUAAAUGCGUGCAAAUAUCAUAUGCUCUAAGAUUUUUUUUUAGUUAUUUAUAUUGUUUUACUGUCUUUAAGAACAUAGUUAACGACACGUGUCUUGUUGAACAAAUAAUAAUGCUAUAUUUUUUACAGCUGUUUCAAUUCUUAGCAUUUUAUUAUUUUAGCAGUUGUUUUAACAUGUUUAACGAAAAAUUGUUUUCAAAUUAAAUUUUAUGUAUGUUAUAUUGAGUUAUGCACUAAAACGUACUAGAAAAAGUUGUAUAAAUUAUUCUGAUUAUAUGUAACAAGUAAAUCCUUUCAUUUUGAAACUAGUCCACUAUUUAAAUGUCCAUGUAUUUGCAUAUUUGAUUCGUUUUGAAUUAAGUUAUGCCUACUGUAUUAAAUUUAAGCAAAAUAAAAAUAUUUCAUUUUCCAUAAACAAAAAAUAAAUAUAAUUGAU